This is a messenger RNA of Cylindrotheca closterium, 543 nucleotides long. The record is from the annotation of a GenBank genome assembly. NCBI's taxonomy places the organism in Eukaryota, Bacillariophyta, Bacillariophyceae, Bacillariales, Bacillariaceae.
AUGCAUCUCAACUCAUUCUCAAAACAGGAGGAAUCGCCUGAACACCACCAAAGUUUCAUGAGCCUCAAAUGUGUCGAUUGUGAUUUCCUGGAAGAACUGUCAACAUCAUCUUCUGACUUUGAUCUUACGGAUGAGGACGAUGAUAUCAUGUCCCUUACUGAUUCCGUUCACUUGGCAGUAGAUCGGGGCAUUCCAAUGUCGCCCAUGGCGGCAAAGAAGCGCAACAGACGAAAGUUGACCGAAAAUGACUCUGUAGUCUUGACCAAGAAACGAGUCCCACUUUGCGUUCACGAGAAUAAGAAUGAUCUCACGAAUGACGUAGAGUUUCUUGAUGCAGAUGGCUUUGAUAUGGACUCGGAGGAAACCUCUUCGCAGUCGCCAUCUAGUGCUGGUGCCAAGCGAGGAACACACUUCAGUGAGGGCCAGUCAAGAUUAGCACGCAUGUUUCGUCAAUCUUCCAUCAAUGGAAACAAGACGAAGUGCCCCUCCCACAAAAGGCAGCGGAUUUCUACUGAUUGUAUCAUGACAGUGUUGGAAAUCUGA